CGGGCAGCGCUACAGUCCGUGGUAAAUUCAGCAGAUAUCAUUCUAGCUGCACGCCUGAACGCCAGUAAAACAGCCUUAACGCUACAAAAAGGUGCUUUAAACUCCCUGACAGCUCAGUGCAGUUCAUUCAUCAGAGCUGUAAGGAGCUGCGUUGAUUUCCAAGGUGAUAUAAGAAAGGAGAUAAACAGAUAAGGAGGGCGUGCCAGCGGAGCCAGGCGAGCAGUCAAGCUGCUGCUGCGGGAGGACGAGCGGGCGAUGCACCAGCCAAAGCCAAAGGGCAGGAAGAAGGGGCAAAUAAUAGUAAAAAGGUAGACUGUCCGAGCGGAGGUGAGGUCAUUUGUGAUCUGAGCCACACAUAUCAGAAACCAGCCUCUCUUUGCUGCGGGACGGGGAGGAGGAUGUGAGGGGGAGCAGCGGAGAAGAAGGGCCGCAACUGCAAGAACCACAAGAAUAUGCUCUCGGAGAAGAUGUGCAGGAGGAGCGUCCAGCAGCAGCAGCUCCAGAGGCACGAUGCGAAGGAGGCUCCGCUCAGGGACGUCGCCAGCCGCAGGAAGCAGGGCUGGUCCAAGAGCUGCAGGGGGCGCCUGCAGGUACGGAGGACCAGAGGAGGAGGAGGAGGGGGGCCGAAGGGGCGCAAUCACCAGCACCCCCCGCGUCACCGUCCCCGACGCGUCCAGAGGCCCACGCUGUCCCUCCGGCCCGUUAACGUCAAGGGGAACGUAGCGAAGGGCAUGCGGGCCCCCAAGAACACCAACCAGUUUCUGAUGCACGAGAAGUACCAGAUGCUGCACAUGCGCUCCGACUCGGUGGGGAGCGACAGCGGGAGCGGUUCCGACAGCGACGCGGAGCUCACCGACAUGGACUCGUACCUGGGCGUCCUGGAGAACGCGAGGGGGGCCCUGCUGGACAGUCCGAACCCGCACGGCGCAGCGACGCCGCCGCGACGCUUCCUGCUGCUGCACGAGGACGGCCUGCGCGUGCAGGAGGACAGCAUGCAGUACUUCCCGUCCGAGGACGACCUGCUGCAGACCCAGAAUUUCAUGCAGAGGGACUUCGUUGAGUUCUGCGACAUCCUGACAUCCUGAAGGGAAACUUUCAUGGGGCCAAGUUGUGCUCCGCAGCGAGACUCGAACCUUAAACUGAACGAGGCCAGGUCUGUUCUGCUCCGUGUUCACAGAAAAGAAAUGAAAUGCUCCAUGUUCUUUUGAGCAUCUGCCCUCAGGGUCAGACCAUUACAUUUCUAACCAACAGGAAGAACCUCAGAUAUUUUGUAAAUUUCUUAAUAGACCUGUAGAGAUCCUGUGUGACGGUAAAGAGCGACGAUCUCAUCCUGUUGGCAUUUUUCUUUUGACUUUUUUAUUAAAUGCAGGACUAAGCACUGUUUUUACAGCUGAUGUUUGGACACUGUCUGUUCAAGAACAGUGCGUGUGCGUGACGUAAAGUGCUGCCUCUCUGGUGUGUGUGUGUGUUUGUUGUUGUUGUUGCGCACAAAGGGAAAUGGGCGGGGUGAUGGGAGUGUGCCCAAGCAGCCAAUCAGCGUUAAGAUGGUCGUUCACCCUGCAGACAGUUGGCUGAUCCAGGCUGUCAGUCCUACAGGGCCUUUUUACUGUACAGAAAUGUAAGAAUAAAAGCAUUUGACUGAUGGAA
Molecule: messenger RNA, 1647 nt
Organism: Betta splendens (Siamese fighting fish)
Lineage: Eukaryota; Metazoa; Chordata; Actinopteri; Anabantiformes; Osphronemidae
Exons: 1
Coding region: 453-1085 (210 amino acids)
Source: RefSeq, a predicted model, not a curated record